AUGAAUCUAUGUACUCUAACAUUCAAUUUUGUUAGCUUACAUCUUGUACGGUUACAAAACAGUUAUUACUUGAAUGCAGCUCGUUUUGAUCUCCCACGAUGCGUGUCGCUGGCAUUAUAUUCUACGCCUACAUUGGCAUUUACUUGCCUAGGUUCCUUUGUUUGUCCGCUUCCCAAUAACGAGUAUCUAAAUAGUGUGAUCUAUAUUAUCGCCAAAUAUUUGCAGUAUGGCGUGGAGAGAAGAGGGGGAAAAUUUGCCUGCUACGGCACGUGCCAAGACUAUGUCGUCCUUGUCUAUAUUGCAUGCCAAUGA
Messenger RNA from Debaryomyces tyrocola, 312 nucleotides. Lineage: Eukaryota; Fungi; Ascomycota; Pichiomycetes; Serinales; Debaryomycetaceae. The record is from the annotation of a GenBank genome assembly.